Equus caballus (horse) is the source of this 4289-nucleotide messenger RNA. RefSeq names its product cerebellin 4 precursor (gene CBLN4). Gene Ontology annotation, cellular component: synapse. The record is from RefSeq and is a predicted model, not a curated record. Lineage: Eukaryota; Metazoa; Chordata; Mammalia; Perissodactyla; Equidae. Gene Ontology annotation, molecular function: protein binding.
CUGUAUCCUCAGGAGGGGGGUUGACUUUUUUUAGGGGUUCGGUUUCGGAGGACUUCUUCUUGCUGAGUGAACUCUCUCUCACUCUUUUUCUGGCCUUGCCUAGGGUGGAUUCGCGGUGUGGGUGGCAAGGCGCGGCCCCGUGGCUUCUAAGGCUCAUCUUCCUGGAGCGGAAAGCGUAAGGCACCUCCUCCCAGCGGCCCCCGUCGGCUUUGGUCCGCCCCGAGGCUUCCCAGAGCUCGCCAAGCCCCAGGGCUCUGUGGGGCAGGCUCUGGGCCCGGCGCGGUCAGGACGCCAGCCGGUCGUCCCCAGGUCCCGGGCAGCGCGCCACGCGGGGCCGCAGCCGCCCAUCUAGCUCCGCAGCCGGGGCUGGCAGCAACGCGCUCCGCUGGGAGGGCGCUCGGCGGCGGAGUCCCGCGCUGGGGAGGGGCGAGGAGAGCCGCAGCCCCCUCCGCCGGCCCAGACCGAGCAGCAGGCGAGCAGGCGCGGGGCUGGGGCAAGCGGAGGGCUGUGGGCGCCUCUCUCUGGGCACACACUCUCCGCACCGCGCUCCCCUGGGCUGAGUGGCCUCGGACCUUGGCAGCCAGCAGCGCCGUGCGCCCCUCUUGCUCCGGGGUGCGUUAAACGCCAGGCGGGAGCUGCCCAGCUGGGGUCACCGGACUCCUUCUCCCCCUUUUCGGGGAGCCCGCAGGUUGAGCUAGAAGCCAACCCGGCCGGAAGCUGCGCUCCUAUAAAUAGCGCGCGUGUGCCCGCCUCGCGCUCUCCCGGCUGCGCGAGGACAGAGAAAGUUGUGCGCAGGGACUCCGGGCGUGCGGCAGAGGCAGGAGAGGACCCCGCCGGCCGAGCCGCCCUGCGCCCUGGAACUGAUCCCGUGAAUUUGUGCUUUCCGUGCUGGGGACUCUGCUAGCCGCUGCCUACCUGCCGACGUCCGAGAGACACCAAGCUUUGGGGAAUUUUUGACCAAGCGAAAGCGGGAGUCGCUAGAGUCCUGGCCAUGAACACAGCCUCGCGUUCUUCUCAGUCUGGGAAACACCUUCUGCCUCUGUAAUUCAACCCUGCCGCAAGCCAGACGCGUACUGGACCGACAUCGGCAACGCUCGGCGCUCACCAGCCCCUGGCUUCUCUGAGUCCCCUUGGUUUUCCUGCUCCGUGGUUCACCUGGGAGUGCUUGGGUUUGGAGAGAGAAUUUAUCAUUUUCCUCUUCGAGGUGUGAAUGUGAGGGUUUGGUGACUUUUAGAUGUCUAGGAGUAAGGGUGGGUGCAGGGGCCCCAGACAGAGCUGAUUCUUGGGCGGAGGAGGGUGGGGUAGGGGGUUCUGCAUGAGCUCCUUAAAGGACAAAGGUAACAGAGCCAGCGAGAGAGCGCGAGAGGAGACUUUGACUUCAAACCACAGAAUUGGUGGAAGUGUGCGCGCCGCCGCCGCCGUUCCUGCAGCGCUGUCGGUCUAGCCACUGGCAUCUUCCCGACCUCCGGGGUCCCGGGGUAGGAGGCGACGCGGGCGAGCGGAAGCGCCAGCCGGCUGCGGCUGCCCACGCGGCUCACCAUGGGCUCAGGGCGCCGGGCGCUGUCCGUGGUGCCGGCCGUGUUGCUGGCCCUCACUCUGCCGGGGCUGCCCGUCUGGGCGCAGAACGACACGGAGCCCAUCGUGCUGGAGGGCAAGUGUCUGGUGGUGUGCGACUCGAACCCCGCCACGGACUCCAAGGGCUCCUCUUCCUCCCCUCUGGGGAUCUCGGUCCGGGCGGCCAACUCCAAGGUCGCCUUCUCGGCGGUGCGGAGCACCAACCACGAGCCGUCUGAGAUGAGCAACAAGACGCGCAUCAUUUACUUUGAUCAGAUCCUAGUAAACGUGGGUAAUUUUUUCACGCUGGAGUCUGUCUUUGUAGCACCAAGAAAAGGAAUUUACAGUUUCAGUUUUCAUGUCAUUAAAGUCUACCAGAGCCAGACAAUCCAGGUUAACCUGAUGUUAAACGGAAAACCGGUAAUAUCUGCCUUCGCUGGGGACAAAGACGUUACUCGUGAAGCUGCCACUAAUGGCGUCCUACUCUACCUAGAUAAAGAGGAUAAGGUUUACCUAAAACUGGAGAAAGGUAACUUGGUCGGAGGCUGGCAGUAUUCCACGUUCUCUGGCUUUCUGGUGUUCCCCCUAUAGAAUUUCAUUUCUCCAAGAUGUUUAUCCAGGUGAGGGGCGGCCCACCCCUGAGUUAUUGGAAGAUCAUUUCCUCAUCAUCGGAUUGGUGUCUUUUAUUGGUUUCUCAUGGGUGAAUAUGGAUUCUCUUUAAGGAUUCUAGGCCUGUCCGAACCAAUACAGCGUUUCACAGAUUAUUUUUGUGCGUGUGUGUGUUUUAGUAUAUUUGGAUCGGGGCCCACAGCAGACACCACCUAUCUAUGCUUAAAUCUAACAGUUCAAAGCUGUCUGCGAGGUUCAUUCUGAAUUUAACUUCCUGGAAUUACUGAAUUCGUUGCAGAUGUGGAAUUUUAUUUAUUUUUAAGAGACUGGAAACUGGUCUGAGAAUUAGAACACUCGAAAGUUCUGGCUUCAAUCAAUGGUCGGUGUGACACUGCCAAAGAACUGUGUGCUGUGUUGACAUCUUGGUUACAUUUGUUUUUACUCCUUUGGAAUUAGUUUGUUUCGUUCUCUUAGGGUAACCGGGGACUGUUUUUCAGUGACUGGCUUUGUGUCUUCUUUACAAAUAGGGUAAUGAAUGGCUUGCCUGCAAAUUUACCCCGACUACGAGAUCACCAACAUGACUUCCCUUGAAAACAAAAACAGAAUGCUUCAUAGUUGUAUUUUAAUUAUAUAUGUGAAAGAGUCAUAUUUUCCAAAUUAUAUUUUCUAAUAGGAAGAAUAGAUCAUAAAUCUGACAAAGAAAAAGUUGCUUAUCUGAGUUCUAAGUGCUCAAUCCCCAAACCUCGGCGAAACAGCUCCCCUCCGCGGGAAAUCUCCUACUUUAUUGCUCAACUUUAAUUUCCAUGAUUGAUAAUAACCACUUUAUUAAAAACCUGGGGGAUUUUCGUUUUCCUUAGACAUGACUACUUUAUUAACUGGAGAUGGGAUGCCCUUGUUUUUAAUUAUACCUAUUUUUCAAACCUUCUGUUGUGUUUGAAGUAUCAUCUGGUUUUGCCUUAACUCCUUAAAUUGUAUAUAUUUAUCUGUUUAGCUCAUAUUAAAUCCAAGUAUCUCAUAUCUGAACUUAGUGCAAUAUCUUCUUUUGUCUUUUGUACAGGUCAUAUGAAUUCAGAAAAUUAUUUAUGUCUCUGUUAUAGAAUAAAGGCUCAUAUAUGUUAGUUGGAUUGUUUUGUCCUUUUGGUUUUGGAAAUACGUCUUCUACAUGAUUUAUUUCCUCUCUCUCAGCAAUCCAUCCUUCCUGUGUUCCUUCCUUCCUUCCUUUAUCCUGGAGUUUAAGAGAAGCUUUCUGAAUUUUCAGGGAAUGCCCUCUGAAUUGGUAUAGGAAAUCUUUACUGUGUUUAAUCUGUCCAAAUCCAGGAGUUUUGAGCUUGCCAAAAGAGAAUCGAUGAACUGAAGUAAACUCUUCUUUCAGAAGGACUUAUUGUUAGGAAGUUAAGUUAAAAGAGAUCCCCUAAAAUAUCCUGAGGAUGCUCAGUGAGUGAAUGAGUGGUGGUGAGCAUAAAGACCAUUAUUUUCAAGCUGAAGACUUUGGGAAAAAGUUCUGCCCUUUUCUCAACACUAAAAGACAAACAGGAUUGCAGGCUUCUUUUUAGGAGGAACUGUUAUUACAGAUGUCUCAUCUGGCGAUUUGGCUCAAUUUCCUGCUCUGUAGUCGAUUAAAACAAUUUUGAGGGGACCCCUUGUAUAGCCAGUGGCAGCGAGGAAGGUGUUACAGGAUUCUGUGGGAGGUAACAUGCAGGCAGGUCUUCAGCAUAAUUGUGAUUAAUCGCCAAGUCAAAACAGUCAUUCAUCACUGGAAGUCUUCCCUCCUUCCCCAAGAAGAAUUAUCUAGAGAUGUUGGCAGUGGAUCCUCAAUGUUUUGCUUGGCAAGUUAUCCCCCAGCUGGCUUUCAGUCAAACAUCUUUCCUCCUUUGUAAUUGUGUAAUGUGAAAAACAAUACUGCACAGGGGACUUUCAUCUAAAUAUGAGUGGCAUCCUCUGCAAAUGUACCUGCUCUUAUGUAACCUUUUCCAUAGUUCUCUGUAUUCAGAGUUUGUGUCUAUACAUUGCAACAGAGUGAAUCAUACUUGAAUAAAUAUAGUGUUAGUCAUUGUUUUGGAAGAAUGGCUCAAGAGUAUUGGAAUUACCAAGAGACACCUAUGAUGGGACAGAGCAAGUUUGGUGCU